AUGGGAAACAACCCCUCCAAAAGCCCGGCGGGCGAUCUGCAAGCUCCAGUGACCAAUUCUCACAACACAUCCGGGCACGAGCGAAAGGUCAAUCGGCGGACUUCAAUCAAUGCGCUCUCCGGAACAAAAGCAACCGCUGCCGACCCUUCGGCGUCUAGGGAGAGCGCUACCGGACAGCCGGCAUCCCAUGGCCAGAACACAGUUCAACAACGUUUACAGUCGCGCAAAGUACCUCAACCAGCACCUCGUAUCCAAGAAAUUCCCGACAAGUAUGCCGGAAGAAAAGCCGAGGGCCGGUACCAUCCCUCGACUGCUGUCGAAGCAUCGAGUCCCAAGCAGGUUCCCUCAGCAUCUGCCCGGCCUGCCGCCAGGAAAGAUGCGCCAAUAACCCCAGUCAACCAGCUAAAUACAUAUUACGGAUCGUCUCAUCUUCAGAGGCCACCUCGGUUGCCUUUGCCCAUCGGUGAUGCAACUGCCACGCCCGGUUCACCGGUCAUGGCUCCUACGGGUGCGCAGGUCGAUUCCGUGCCCUUUGAAAUAGACGACCAGGUUCCCCGAGCGUCGAUUGCGUUAGAUGAUACACAUAUAGAGGACGAAGAGCUUGAAGAUGAGUUGCAGUCGUAUGCACUGGUUGACCCAGGCAAAGCUGUGCCAACCGCCAUCCAGUGGAAAGCACCCGGAGACAGAGUUUACGUCACGGGGACAUUUGUCAACUGGGAGAAGAAAUUCAGGCUGCACAAGAGCGAGGCUGAACCAGGUACCAUGUCAACCACCCUGCACCUACGCCCAGGAACCCAUCAUCUCAAAUUCAUCGUUGAUGGAGACAUGAGAGCUUCGGAUAAUCUUCCCACUGCCGUCGAUUUCACCAAUCAUCUAGUCAAUUACGUUGAAGUAAUCGCAGAUGAGAUGCAAGGGCAGCGAUCACGGCGUGAGAGCGAUAGGGCAAUGAAAAAUGUCGUUCCUCCUGGUGUCCAUCCUCCGCAGGUACUGCCUGAAACGUUAACGACGCAAGAAAAACAAGAAAAUAUUUAUAGUGAAGGGGAGGAAGAGGGAGAGCCCGAAGAGGAGAUCCCUGUAGGCGACUUUCGAGACACUUUACCUCCGUUCCUUGUCGAUAUAGACGCCGAGGACGAAGGCGCUGAAUACCAACGAGCUGCGAAUGUUAUUGCCGAUACUUCCACACCACCGAUUCUCCCUCUCUUUUUGGGAAGGUCAAUAUUGAACGGAACUACCCCCAUGAAAGAUGACAACAGUGUAUUGAAUUAUCCCAACCAUACGGUUUUGAAUCAUCUUGCAACAAGCAGUAUCAAGAACGGAGUGCUGGCCACUAGUGUUACCACUCGUUACAAACGAAAGGCAAGUAAUCGUUGA
Talaromyces rugulosus is the source of this 1371-nucleotide messenger RNA. RefSeq lists its product as uncharacterized. The transcript has 2 exons. Bases 1 to 1371 code for a protein of 456 amino acids. Gene Ontology annotation, molecular function: protein kinase binding. Gene Ontology annotation, cellular component: nucleus; cytoplasm; nucleotide-activated protein kinase complex. The record is from RefSeq and is a predicted model, not a curated record. Gene Ontology annotation, biological process: signal transduction. NCBI's taxonomy places the organism in Eukaryota, Fungi, Ascomycota, Eurotiomycetes, Eurotiales, Trichocomaceae.